AAUAUGUUGGUGGUGUUCCUCAACCGAAGCAAAAAAGUGUACAGUCGUUUACUUUCUUUUCAUCUUCUUCUCUCUCUCUCCUUAGUCCCAAAACAUCACAUAAAUGAACUCAUACAUACAUACAUACAUACCCCAUUCCCAUCACCAUUACAUUUCCUUACAUAUACAUACACUCUCUCUCUCUCUCUCUCUCUCUCUCUCUCUCUCUCUCUCUCUCUCUCUCCUGUACCUUUCACUGUACUUUGUUGAGAAAGAAAGCCUCACCACACCACAUAAAGAAUGAGUUCAUCCUCAGGUCAGACUACUACUGGCCAUGAUCUCUCUUUCAAGAUCUUACUAAUCGGUGAUUCUGGUGUUGGAAAAAGUUGCUUGCUCGUUACCUUCAUUUCCAGUUCCUCCGUUGAAGAUCUUUCACCAACCAUUGGUGUUGAUUUUAAGAUCAAAACGCUAACCGUAGGUGGGAAGAGAUUAAAACUUACAAUUUGGGAUACAGCUGGGCAGGAAAGGUUCAGGACUCUAACAAGUUCUUACUAUAGAGGAGCACAAGGAAUUAUUCUUGUUUAUGAUGUCACAAGGAGAGAAACCUUUACAAACUUAUCUGAAGUGUGGUCUAAGGAAUUGGAACUCUAUUCAACUAACCAAGAGUGCGUCAAGAUGCUAGUUGGAAAUAAAGUUGACAGAGAUUCUGAAAGGGCUGUGAGCAGAGAAGAGGGAUUAGCCCUUGCUAAAGAAUUGGGAUGUUUACUUCUUGAAUGUAGUGCUAAAACUCGAGAAAAUGUGGAGAAGUGCUUUGAAGAACUCGCUCUUAAGAUAAUGGAAGCACCUAGUCUAUUGGAAGAAGGAUCAACAGCAAUAAAAAGAAAUGUUUUAAAACAGAAACAAGAACCACAAGCACCACAGAGCGGCAGCUGUUGCUCUUGAAAUACUGCAUUGUGAACUUUUGGAAAAUCCUGUAUAUGUGAGCUUCUUCGCUAGUUUUUACUGCUGCCAGUGUCUUUUUGUUGGUCAAUUACUUGUGAUUGGGGGGAAAUUGGCAACAAUGACAUUUAUCAGCUUGUGUAAAUUUGUUUGGUUUUGAAUGAUUGUAUCAUUUGUGUGUUGCUCCCAAGUCAAUCUGAUAAUUAUACUUGUCUAA
Molecule: messenger RNA, 1135 nt
Organism: Vicia villosa (hairy vetch)
Lineage: Eukaryota; Viridiplantae; Streptophyta; Magnoliopsida; Fabales; Fabaceae
Product: ras-related protein RABC2a-like
Exons: 6
Coding region: 280-921 (213 amino acids)
Molecular function (GO): GTP binding; GTPase activity
Source: RefSeq, a predicted model, not a curated record